AUGAUUGCGAACUUUCAACCUUCAAAGUCUGGGAGCGUGGUUCUAAGCACAAGCUCACAAAGGAAUACGCCAGGCGGUCUCAUGGAGGUUCGUGUCUACCAGAUCAGCUGGCACUUUCAAUCGGCUGUAUACGCAGUGCUAAUAGACGACUCAGAUUCUCGUUCAACCUAUUCGAGUUCCCCGCCAUCAGUCGUGCUGGACUAUCCCAGUAUCGAUACUCAAUUUUAUGACCAAGACGUCCUGGCAGCUGCUCCCGUAAGUGGUCUGACGUCGCGGGCGAGCAGCUUUCCACCAGAGCACGAAACCCUAGAGACCAAGAUUGUGCGAGAUGGCCUGCAACGGUCACCAACCUCCAUGUCGACACCCACGGACUUGCGCUUCCAGCAGCAUCGCAGGUCGCCGAGUCGUACUAAUGGAUCCAAUGGCCUACAUGGAUAUACAGGCCCACACGGAUAUACAGCCCUACAUGGGAAUCAUGGAUUUCCGUUGGAGUCCUUGUUCUCUCAAUCCAUCCCGCUGACCAUCUCAGCCAUGCCUGAGGACCUCUCCAUGUCCAGUGAUAGGAUGUUCCUGUGGUCAUACUUUGUGCAUCGAAGUACCAGAAUGUUCCUCUGCUGGGAUCCGCAAAAGGACCUCGGCAACGAAAGCUAUCAAGACCCUUAUACCAUCUCGCUGCCUGCGAUGGCCUUUGAAAGCUCGCCUCUCAGACUAGCGGCCCUAGCUUUGUCGGCCUUCCAAUACGGGGCUAGCGAAAAUGAUGAGCGGAUGAUGCGCUAUGCCGGGAAACUCGGACUGGAAGCGUCUCAAGCACUUACCCGGGUGGCCGGCUCCGACCUGUCCAGCUCUCACAUGCUGACGACCAUUGUGACUGCCGUGUUUCUCUUCUUGUUACACCCCGAAUUCCACAAUGACGUCCUGCCACUGGCACGAAGCGCCGCGGCGUGUCUUGCCAACGAGGGAGUCGCAACAUCUGUCGACAAGGACUGCCUUUCCAUCGCCAUGCACUUCCUUCGAUGGGCUGAAAUAUGUGCUCAAUGCUCACUGAACAUGGACGUUUCGUUGUCAAGCGACGAGAUCCAUGAAGCCAUUGAGUAUAAGUGGUGGGAGAUAAGUUCCACCACGUCCCAAGCCUGCAAAGACUGGCUCGUGCAUCCCUUCUACGGGUUUUCCAGUCGCCUGAUCAAUCCACUCCUGAAGUUGGCCAGACUGGUCCGUCGUGGACGAGAUCUGGACGGCGAUGUAGAGGAUUCAGAUGAUUUGGCUGAUGAUGCACGCUCGAAGUUCGAUGCAGAAGUCGACGCGCUGGAGGAAUUGCUGCUAACAUGUCGGGAGGAAGAUCUGAUUGCAGAUGGGGGCCGGCCCAAAGAGAACAUCGAUCUCUUACGGCUGAAUGAUGCGAGUUAUUCUGCGGCAGUUGUUCUAUUCUACACACGGCUCCGAGAUCUUCCAUGGACUGCACCCUUCAUCCGGCGACACGUCAAAAUCAUCCACGACAAUAUCGCCGACAUCGACCCGUCGUCUCGUGUAUCCUUGGGCAUUGUUUUCCCGCUCUACGUUGCAGCCUGUGAGAGCGUCGAUCUGAUCACCCGGGAGUCCAUUGUGAGCCGGCUCAACACUCUACCUGGGUACUGGUACAACCGGGAAAACCAACUGGUGGCGUCUUUGAGAGCUAUAUGGGAGUAUAGAGACCUGAAUCCCGGGUCUACCUGGAAGCAGUGGAUUAAUGGAGUCCCGUCGAGUGUUGCGAAUUGCAUUCCAGUGUAG
This is a messenger RNA of Capronia coronata CBS 617.96, 1764 nucleotides long. RefSeq lists its product as uncharacterized. The record is from RefSeq and is a predicted model, not a curated record. Bases 1 to 1764 code for a protein of 587 amino acids. Gene Ontology annotation, biological process: positive regulation of transcription by RNA polymerase II. Gene Ontology annotation, cellular component: nucleus. NCBI's taxonomy places the organism in Eukaryota, Fungi, Ascomycota, Eurotiomycetes, Chaetothyriales, Herpotrichiellaceae. Gene Ontology annotation, molecular function: DNA-binding transcription factor activity; transcription cis-regulatory region binding. The transcript has 2 exons.